Messenger RNA from Myripristis murdjan (pinecone soldierfish), 1916 nucleotides. Its product is annotated as fibrinogen-like protein 1. Gene Ontology annotation, cellular component: fibrinogen complex. The record is from RefSeq and is a predicted model, not a curated record. Gene Ontology annotation, biological process: blood coagulation; positive regulation of heterotypic cell-cell adhesion; platelet aggregation. Lineage: Eukaryota; Metazoa; Chordata; Actinopteri; Holocentriformes; Holocentridae. Bases 44 to 1057 code for a protein of 337 amino acids. Gene Ontology annotation, molecular function: extracellular matrix structural constituent; protein-macromolecule adaptor activity. The transcript has 7 exons.
CUGUGUCUUUCACUCGCUCAUCACUUUAUCACACAUUUGCAUCAUGAGAACGCUGAGGACGUCAGUGGCCAUUUUUCUGCAUCUGUCUGCCUGUCUGGCGGCCCCGGUGCCAUGUGAGGAGACAGUGGGCCGCCUGGAGGCAGAGAUCCAGGGACUGAAGGCAGUGAUCGACGACCAGCACCGCUACAUCCAGCAGCUCCACAGCAGCCAGGCCCAGCAGCUGCAGCACAUACCCAACACACACCUGGACAGCCCGCACAGAGACUGCUCGGAGGUGUUUGCAGAUGGAAACGUGGCCAGUGGCCUGUAUGUGAUUCGUCCAGAUGGCUCUCCCACGGCUCUGAGCGUCUACUGCGACAUGAACAAUGGAGGAGGAUGGACCGUCUUCCAGAGGAGGAGAGACGGCAAAGAGAGCUUCGACAGGGCAUGGGUGGAGUACAAGCAUGGAUUUGGAGACCUCCACUCCCCUGAUGGGGAAUUCUGGCUUGGAAAUGAUGCUAUACAUCGCAUUACCUCGCAAGGAAACUACGACCUGAGGGUUGACAUGGAGGACUUUGAGGGCAAGCAGCGAUAUGCAGAGUACAAGAACUUUAAAGUGGACGAUGAAAAGGACCAGUACCGGCUCCAUUUGGGAGAAUACUCCGGAAAUGCGGGAGAUGCUCUGGCUGAGGCUCAUGGCCCUUUGAAGGGCCAGAGAUGGACCGGGCCGGGGUCCAGGUCAGACGGGGUCAAAUUCAGCACCUAUGACCACCCAAAUGACAACAGUGGAAACGGCGCCCCCAGGUGUAUCAGACACGACAAAUCAGGCUGGUGGUUCAGCAGGUGCGAGUCAGGGAACCCGAACGGUCAUUAUUACAAAGGCCCGUACCAGGCGAUGACGGAGGACGGCGUGGUGUGGUACACCUGGCACGGCUGGUGGUACUCCAUCAAAUCCGUGGUCAUGAUGGUGCGAGCCGCCGACCUCGAGCAUCCGCCGCCGGUCAUCGGUCUGUUACCAGGGCAACGUAAGCAGAUUGAAAUGGCCGGAGGCGUCGUCGAUUUGCCCCACGGCCGAUAGGCUGAAAGCAGUAACACACUGAGAAGCUUAAUCAUCUACUACCUGUACUUUGGAGUAUUUUUUUCUAAGUCUGUAAUUUUAUUGUUUUGCCUUAACCAUUCUCAUUAAUUUGGCUUAAUUCUUAUUGAUUAGAGACAAUUUAUGAAACCAGGAUAUAAAGGGAAGACCCAAACCCAUGGCCUCAAUUUAUUCAUAUUCAAUUAAUUCUGCAAAUUUGCAGAGUGCACCGAUUUAGGUUUAAAUGUGUUCAUGGACUUGAUUCUGUAAAGAUUUUUUGUAUAAUUGAAAGAAUCUAAUUUGAACCUCUGCCCUCUGUUUCUUGCAUUGAGCAGGAAAGAUCAUCUGCAUUAAUACUGUUUUUUAAAGCUGCUCUAUUAGUAAGAUUUAAUGUAAAAACAGUCGUCUUUUCAGCCUGAUAAUGCAGCGUGAUUCAAAGCAUUCAAAAAGUCUGAAGACAAGCUGCUGCUCUCAGAAGUUUGAAUUAGUCACAUCAGUAAAAACAAGCACAUUUUUGGGCUUGUGCGAUUAAAUCAUCCUAAUGGAUCACGGAUUUGUUUCCAUCUGGUAAAUUGUCCUCAUCUUCUCCAAAUACUUCUUGGUUGACUGCAGACAGAGGGAAGCCAUGGAAAAGUGUCAAGUGAAAGCCUAAAUUUAGAUAAACACAGCCUUGGAGAAUUAAACAGAACUGCAGCUUAGAGUCAAAUCCUUUCCUGGAUUGGAAAAGAGAAGAGAUUUUUUUUUUUUUUUCAAGCAUUGUAUGUAUUUUAAUAUUCCAAUAAAACACAAUGUGUUUAUGAUCUGAGCUCAUAUUGUGUUUAUUCUAUGUUCAAAAUAAAACAGAACAUGGUAUGCUGAGGCA